GCAGUAUUUCACAGAGCAGAGAGAGAGAGAGAGAAAAGAGGCUUCUUCUCAUUAGAGGAGGAGGAGGUGGAAGCACUCCAAGAUCAGCGUGCUUGAUGUCUGACACACUCAUACUCGCACACAUAGUGCUAUGAGUUAGAGGAAUCCAUCGGCUGUGGUAAGAGUGACAGGAACAGUCAGCCAGCAUUGAGUCACAGCCUUACACUCGGUUUAGACACUUUUCUUUACACUGGAAUCCACAGAAGCAUCUCAAAUCCACACUCACACACCCUAAACGUCAAUGAAGUGAGUUUCAUCACAAUUCUCUCAUGACAGCUUACUAGUUUUCUUCUUUAACCGACAAUUCAGUCUGUCAGCGGAUGGAGGCUGCUUGUGGUGGAUCAUAAGGAGUCAGUGUGAGACUUUUAAGAGGAGUGUGUGAGGAUGGCAUGGGGUGUGUGGACCUUCAUGCUUUGCAUGACACUAUGGAUCAGCUCGGCAACUCAAUCGGCAAGGAGUGUGUAUCCAAGAUUACGACUAUCUCACAAAGAUUUAUGGGAGUUGAACAGGACGUGGCUGUUCCAGGCCGGAGAGGGGCGUCUGCCGCACUACAGUAUGUUACUGGAUGAGACCCAGGAAAGGCUCAUCGUCGGUGGAAAAGACAUCCUGUACUCUCUCAAUCUGGAGCGCAUCACUGCCCCUCACAAAGAGAUUCACUGGGCGAGCUCUGAGGAGCAGGUGGGGGACUGUUUAAUGCAAGGCAGAGAGAAGCCGGAGUGUGCAAAUUACAUUAAGCUGGUGCAGCAUUAUAACAGCACCCACCUGUUAGCAUGUGGAACUGGAGCCUUCAGCCCGGUGUGUGCCUAUAUCAGAGUGGGUCAGGGAACACAGCAGGAGCAAGAGUUCAAGCUGGAGUCUGAUCACAUAGAGAGUGGCAAAGGAAGAUGCCCAUUCCAUCCCAACAGCCCUUCGGCAUCCACUGUGCAUCGAGGGGAGUUGUUUGUGGGCCUGUACACUGAUUAUUGGGAGAAUGAUGCCGCUCUCUAUCGUCUUGGCAACCACAGCUUCAUUAGGACUGAAGUGGGUGACAAACAGCAGCUGAAUGAACCCAAGUUCGUGGGUUCAGCAGUGAUCCCUGACAAUGACGAUCCUGCUGACGAUAAGGUCUACUACUUCUUCACGGAACGAGUGGCCAACAUGGAGGGUGGAAACAAAGCCGUCUACACCAGAGUGGGAAGAGUCUGUGCGAAUGACCAGGGUGGUCAGAGAAUGCUGGUAAACAGAUGGAGCUCUUUCCUGAAGACUCGUUUGAUCUGCUCAGUGGCUGGACCCAAUGGCAUCGACACACACUUUGAUGAGCUCGAGGAUGUGUUUGUGCUGCAGAAGAAAGAUGAGAAAAAUCCAGAGAUCUUUGGACUUUUCAGCACCACCAGUGCUGUGUUUAAAGGAUAUGCAGUGUGCAUGUAUAACAUGGAAGACAUCCGGGCAGUAUUUAAUGGGCCUUUUGCACACCGGGAACGGUCUGACCACCACUGGAAGGUGUACGAUGGCAGUGUCCCUUACCCGCGACCUGGAUCGUGUGCCAGUAAGAUAAAUGGAGGCCAGUUUUCCAGUUCUAAGGCAUACCCGGACGAGGUUCUUCGUUUUGCACGUUCCCAUCCCCUCAUGUUCCAGGCAGUGCAGCCCUUUCACAGGCGACCCAUUCUGCUGGACACCGAUGGAGGACGUAAACUCACACAGCUGGCGGUGGACCGGGUGGAAGCUGAGGAUGGACACUACAAUGUUCUCUUCAUAGGGACUGAUAAUUCUGUAGUAUUAAAAAUGAUCACAAUCUACAACAAAGAAGCCGGCACAGUUGAAGAGGUUCUUCUGGAGGAAUUGCAGGUUUUCAAGGUCCCUGUUCCUAUUACAGAGAUCCUUGUCUCUACCAAAAGGCAACAGCUGUACGUGGGCUCUGAGCUGGGUGUAACACAGAUUCGUGUGCACCAGUGCGGGCUUUACGGAUCCGCCUGUGCAGACUGCUGCCUGGCCAGAGACCCCUACUGUGCCUGGGACGGGUUCACAUGUUCACGCUACUACCCUGCAGGCCUGUAUACUAAAAGGCGCUUCAGACGGCAAGAUGUCCGCCAUGGCAACGCGGUUCAGCAGUGCAAUGGGCUUCAGCUUAGUGAAGAACAAAGCAUCUCAGAAAAGCUGGUAUACGGUGUGGAGAACAACAGUACCCUGCUGGAAUGCAGACCACGAUCACUGCAGGCAUCUGUAAUGUGGUACAUUCAACAUGGCGUGGACAUGGAGGAGGUGAAAGGUGAUGAUCGUGUGAUUCACACCCCCCAUGGCUUGUUGCUCCUUAAAAUAGCGAAGGGAGACGCAGGAGUCUAUGUGUGCCAGUCCACGGAGCAUGGCUUUGUCCAAAUGGUGGUUCGUGUCACUUUGGAGGUGCUGGAGGAGAGCAAAGUUGAGGGUCUAUUGCAUAAAGGAGAAGAGGAGGAGGAAGGUGAUUCUCUGCACAGACCUCCGCCCUGCCCUUUUCCCAACCUACCCUCUGCCUCCUCAAAGCACUGGUACAAGGAUUUCAUGCAGCUGAUCGGCUACAGCAACUUCCAGCGGGUGGAGCAGUAUUGUGAGAAGGUGUGGUGCGUAUCGGACAGGAAGAGGAAGAAACUGAAGGGAAUGGCACCCAAAUGGCGGUACACACCUGGGGUAGAGCAGCGGGCGAGAGCACGGGCACCUCGACACACACAGUAAAGACUGUUAGAUGAGACAACUAACCAUUUAAACGCAUGCUCCGUGCAGAUGAUCAAAUCUAGACAUUUAUUAAUAUUAUUAUUAUAUAAAAAAGAAUGAAUGACUUGUCUUACUGUUGAAUCAUUCGAUCUGAUAACCAUUACUACAGUCAAAUAUGCCAGAGAGUUAAAGGUACACUACGUAAUUUUCUCAUAGACUAAUGGUGUGUUCACACCGAAUGUGAAUAGAGCUUCAAAUACGCGUCUAUCGCGUCUAGUUAGACGCUUGAACAUUCACUCGAGUUCAAAUUUUUCAACUUUCAAGCACGGAAGAUAUUCGCGGCAAACGCGCCGCCCAAUUCGCGUCAUUCGUGACGCCCGGCGCGAAUGAUGCGUCUAUUCGCGUCUUUGCAUUGACUUUGUAUGUAAUCUACUCUCGCAAAUAUUUAAAUCUGUGUUCGAUGUGAACACACCAUAAGGUAUAAUAGAGGGUGACACGGGAGUGGAUUUUCAAACCUCUCCCGUCCCACUCCCACAAAAAAAAAUCCUGUCCCGUCCCACUCCAUCAAAAAAAAAAUCCCGUCCCGUCCCAAUCCCAGAAGAAUGACUCCUAUUCCCUCCCACUCCCGUAUUGUGUUAUUUUUUUUACCGGAAUCUGUCAGUUACAGAAAAAUAACUAAAACUGGGUGGUUUAGAUGACACGCGCAUUCGCAAGGUCUCUCACUCGCUUUCUCUAUCUGAUUGAAGGCAGAUUGAAGCACAAUCUCUGUCUCGCGUGCACGCUCGCUCUAGAUUCCAGGAGAAUUUAACUAAUUUGCGGCAUAACUACUCGAUCAUGAGUGGCUCAACAAAUAGAUAUAUAGGUAGAUAUAUAGAAAAACUCAUCUUCCAGGCAUUUGACCUGCCAGGUUGACACUUCAGUGUGAGAAAUCAGCAGUGUGGCGUGUGAGCGUGUGAAACCAAUCAAAUGCGGGUGUCUCAUGGCCAAUAUGCAUGAGAGUUGGCAGCUAUAUUACAGCCACCAACUGGUACGGGUGUGUGGAGCACGUCAUUCACUUUACCAGCCACACCAAAGCAAACAGGAGAGCAUAAAGAGACGUAGCAAAUAUAAUUUAGUUAAAAAUGUAUUUAUAAAAACUGUAUAAUUGUGUAUAAAGUUGGGUAUCAUAGUGUUAUUACGAUUCCCGGUCCCGCCCACUCCCGCUGACAUUUUGUCUCUCCCGUCCCAAUCCCGUGAUGCAUAGUGAUUUUGUUUCUCAUCUCGCGGGAUUCCC
Pimephales promelas (fathead minnow) is the source of this 3976-nucleotide messenger RNA. RefSeq names its product sema domain, immunoglobulin domain (Ig), short basic domain, secreted, (semaphorin) 3E (gene sema3e). Gene Ontology annotation, molecular function: semaphorin receptor binding; chemorepellent activity. The record is from RefSeq and is a predicted model, not a curated record. NCBI's taxonomy places the organism in Eukaryota, Metazoa, Chordata, Actinopteri, Cypriniformes, Leuciscidae. Gene Ontology annotation, cellular component: plasma membrane. Gene Ontology annotation, biological process: semaphorin-plexin signaling pathway; axon guidance; negative chemotaxis.